Molecule: messenger RNA, 432 nt
Organism: Suillus bovinus
Lineage: Eukaryota; Fungi; Basidiomycota; Agaricomycetes; Boletales; Suillaceae
Exons: 2
Coding region: 1-432 (143 amino acids)
Source: RefSeq, a predicted model, not a curated record
AUGCCAUUGCAAGGCCGGCAGCCAUCAGCAUCAGUGGCACUCAGGAUCAUGCAUCCGGAGCAGUACUGGGCAGGGUUACAAACAUUUUCAAGCCUUGGAGAACAGGCAGAAAGCAAGGAACUGCCAAGAAUGUCCGAGAUCCUGGAGUACUGGGCAUCCGUGUUUAACACCCUAUCCAUCAUUUCCAAUCGUCAAACCCCAUAUCAUCGAGACCAUUUAUCAAUUCCUGAAUGCUUCGAUAUUCUCACCACUGUGGGGAAUUAUUCUAAUGCUCGGAUGAGCAUGCCAAGCCGAGUUUGGGUGUAUGAUUGGAUUUUCAGACAUGGGGUUCAUGAGGUGGAGGGGGAUAGGGUUGGGUGGGCAUGGUAUAUGAGGGACUCUGUUCAUAUUUAUGCCGGGGUUCCCUCAUGCGGAUGGGCUAGGGUGGAUUGA